Cottoperca gobio is the source of this 2812-nucleotide messenger RNA. RefSeq names its product SPRY domain-containing SOCS box protein 3-like. The coding region runs from base 1039 to 2316 and encodes 425 amino acids. The record is from RefSeq and is a predicted model, not a curated record. The transcript is spliced from 7 exons. Gene Ontology annotation, molecular function: protein binding. Gene Ontology annotation, cellular component: SCF ubiquitin ligase complex. NCBI's taxonomy places the organism in Eukaryota, Metazoa, Chordata, Actinopteri, Perciformes, Bovichtidae. Gene Ontology annotation, biological process: proteasome-mediated ubiquitin-dependent protein catabolic process.
AUGUCAGUCAUUUAAAUUGUCAACGUAAACUGAAACGAGCACGAGUCAUCACCUGAGUUAACAAGUUCAACAUAACUAGGUCAAAGUUCAAUAUGUUUAACAUUAGUAACUAUAUAAUAGCUUUUCGUAGGAACAGAAGCUUCUCUUAGUAUAUAAAAGCCUUUCGGUAAACCUCGAUUUUGGACGAUUUAGCAGCUGAAAGAGCUGAAUAUUAACGUAAGCUGAUCUCCAAUUAGCUCCAGCUAGCCAGUUAGCUAAGCUAUAAAUGCGUAACUAUUAUAAAACACGCAGCCGUUUCUGACAACCUUCAUCUCUAAAGAACGAGGAAAACAUUCGUGUACGGAUGGACGAGCUAAAGAUGGAGACGUAUCCACCUAAUGAACUUUGUUGACCGGUAACUUCGUUUUACCAUUAUUUUGUUCCAUAUUUUGGACUUGGAGCAUGCACAGGUUUCAACUACUUCCGUAUGUUGUCACGUGCCUCUUAGCCAAUCACACAGCUCCUUUUACAUAUAAGUCCCGCCUCUCUUUCGACGCCACCAAUAGGCUGCCGGUGCGCACCAUGGUGCAUUUACUCGCACCGCAAACGAUCGAAAAUAUUGGCGAAACUGGAUUUUUGUGUUUCUGUUUGAAAUAUUUAACUAAGAUAUCAACCUGUAAUAAAUGUAAACCUCUGGCUCCUGACAUAUGUGUUUAUAUAUCGACAAUACAGCAUAUUGUUAAAUAAAUAAAUGAACACAAACCCCUCCCCUUCACGAGUCUUAUCCAAUAAGCACACGAUGAGGGCGGGGAGAGGUAAUGUUUACGUCUAGCUUGCUGCGAAGUGGGACAGAGUGUAAACUGCACCUGUCACACGGUCGGAUACAGCGGCACACUGGCAUGAGCCACUGCAAGACGGUGUACAGGACAACUAUUGUGAGAUCAACUGUGAACCAGGAGUUCAGCGCUGACUUUACUGGACAUGCGUAAAAAUAAGUCGUGCACGGCCUACUGUACACAUGGCAGCUGCUCGUAAAGGUGUUUGGUCCACAGAGCUGCCAUGCCGCGAAGAGGCAGGAGCGGCCGGGCUCAGCAUUUGGCCUGGAGCGAAGCACGGAAAGAGACAGAUGCCAUGGCAGUGAUCCAGACGUCGGACAGGGAGGAAUGGGAAGGCCGGGCGACGACACAGAGCAGCGACUUGGAGUCUGAGGUGGAUUACCUGGAGAGUUCUCAGGCCGUGUCUGAGGUGGUGGCCUCGCCCAGCAGAGUACCAGUGACAGGGGAGUCUUUCUGCCAGUGUGACCGUCAGGAAGAGCUUAAAAUGGGCUUCGGCGUCACCAGCGACUGCCUCUGUGGGGAGGAGGAUCAGGACGUUGACGUGUUCGUGCUCCCAGACUUCGACUGGGAGUGGGACGAGCGCUUCAAGUCUUCCGGGGCCUUCCUCGGCUGCGACAACAGGAAGGUGAGCUUUCACUCAGACUACAGCUGCGGCACAGCUGCCAUCCGCGGCACCAAAGAGCUCGCAGACGGCCAACACUUCUGGGAAGUCAAGAUGACCUCUCCCGUCUAUGGCACCGAUAUGAUGGUGGGAAUUGGAACGUCAGAGGUGAACCUGGAGAAGUUUCAAUUCAGCUUCGGCAGCCUGCUGGGGCACGAUGAAGACAGUUGGGGGCUCUCCUACACAGGUUUCCUCCAGCACAAAGGGGACAAAGUGAAGUUCUCCUCUCAGUUUGGCCAAGGCUCCAUCAUAGGAGUGCACCUGGACACCUGGCACGGUACCCUGACCUUCUACAAGAAUCGGCACUGCAUAGGUGUUGCUGCCACAAGGCUGCAGAACAAGAAGUUCUACCCCAUGGUGUGCUCCACAGCAGCUAAGAGCUGCAUGAAGGUGAUCCGUGCCUGCUACACACCCACCUCCCUGCAGUACCUUUGCUGUUCCCGGCUCCGCCAAAUGUUGCCGUGCUGCCCCGACGUGCUCAACGCGGUGGAGCUGCCCCCAGGCCUGCGCGCCCUCCUCCACGUACGGCUCGGCUGGGUCUUCACCCUCAGCAGCAGCCCCGAAGCCUCGGAGCAGAACGAGGACUUGCUUGAGGAUUUCCAGGAAGAGAUGAGCCUGCCUUCCAGCCCCAUCCCCAGCCCCAACCCGAGCCCCUGCUCCUCCCCGAGCCCCUGCUCCAGCCCCUUUCUUGACACAGUCGCAUACCAGUGCCCCCGUCAAAUGUCACCUCAAACUGGACCCUGCAGUCGCCACUGCCCUCCGACUCCUCCCGGCAGCGACUACGACAGCUGCUGCUCUGAACCGGAGGAUUACCAGUGCAAGAGGUGCCGCUGGACAUGACCCAAGUAGUCAAAACGUGUUUGGCACACAGCUGUUCUACCAUUGCCAUCAACUUGUCCUUUGGGAGAUCAUGGAGAUAAGAGCAAGCUCAUCUUUUAGCCAAUAUUUCUACUUUGAGUGAUUGUUACUUUUCUAUUAAGAAACUUUGUCAAUGAAUGUGAGACAUUUAAAGAAGUCGAGUGACAGCUGGGUCAUUCGGUUGCAUUUUAGCUGAUGGGGUUAAUAAUAAUAAUAAUAAUAAUAAUAAUAAUAUGUCACUGUCUUUGGAAGGCCUAAUGUUUGUUAUUCUCAUGUGUAACCUCCAGGGGGGGGGGGGGGAGAAAAGUUGUUUUGAUACUGUGGAAAUUACUUUUGUAAAAGUGUUUUGUAAUCAGCAUUUGUCUUGAAUAUCAACAGCGGUUGUGUUCUUGCUUUACUGUAAGAUUUGUUUUUCUAUAUAAAGUUUUGUUUAUUAACUUUCUUACUCAUUUAAAAUAAAAUGAAAAUGAAAAGUUUG